Symsagittifera roscoffensis is the source of this 1639-nucleotide messenger RNA. RefSeq names its product Y-box factor homolog. The record is from RefSeq and is a predicted model, not a curated record. Gene Ontology annotation, cellular component: nucleus. Gene Ontology annotation, biological process: regulation of gene expression. Lineage: Eukaryota; Metazoa; Xenacoelomorpha; Acoela; Convolutidae. The coding region runs from base 94 to 1050 and encodes 318 amino acids. Gene Ontology annotation, molecular function: nucleic acid binding. The transcript is spliced from 6 exons.
AAUUUUAGACACUUGUGUUUGUUGACAGAGAGAAAGUACAUGUGAAAAUUAAAACAUCUUUUGGAUAUCUUUUAGGGCCCUUGUAACAUCAAAAUGACCGCAGCAGCCGAGGUUAAAGAUCAACAACCUCAGAGUAACACCAGUAACAUCAAAGAUGGGCUGGCUGACAGGAAAAUAAUUGCGGAAAAAGUGACUGGAGUCGUGAAAUGGUUCAAUGUUCGAAAUGGCUACGGAUUCAUUAAUAGAGACGAUACCCAGGAAGAUAUUUUUAUUCAUCAAACUGCAAUUGUUAAAAACAACCCGCAGAAGUUUUUUCGAAGUGUUGGCGACGGUGAGAAGGUUGAAUUUGACGUGGUUGUUGGUCUCAAAGGCAAUGAAGCGGCAAAUGUGACAGGGCCAUCUGGUGAACCGGUUCAAGGAAGCAUCUACGCACCCGACAGAUCUCGGAACUUCGGGGGCCGGGGAUUCAGAGGCAGAGGAAGAGGACGUGGGGGGUCGAGAUUUUUCAACCGUACUCGAAGAGUAACAAACGAGAGUAGUGGCGCAGAAGGCGAAGAGAAAGGGGCCGGCGAUGAGAGAAGUUUCAGGGGGCGAGGGAGGGGAUUCAGGGGUGGAGGAUUUCCGCGCGGUGGGUUCAGGGGCGGGCCUCCUGGUCCCAUGCGGGGAAUGAGAGGCAUGCCUCCCCCGUUCCGAGGGGGAUACGGGCCGCCGAUGCAGCCUCCGCCGAGGUACUUCCGCGAAGACAUGAUGUUCGGUGGAUAUAAUCCAAUGAUGCCUCCAAGAGGUGGACAGCCGUUCAGAGGUGGCUUCCGCGGGGGACCCAUGCCCCCACCCCCACCCAGGGGUAUGUUCAGAGGGGGACCCAGUCGGGGAUUCUUCAGGGGACCACCCCCUCCGCCCUCGUUUUUCGAGGGACCGCCUGCAUUCUAUGCCGGACCACCUCCCCCAAGGGGAUUUCUGAGAGGCGGUGGAAGGGGCAGAGGCUUCCGCGGAGGUCGAGGGGGGUUCAGGAGGGGUCAGUCUGGAUCGGAUGGGGCAGAUGACCUCUAGGAGGAAAGAGAACUGGAGGAAAAACAACCUGUAGUCGAAGAAAAGUUAAAGAAAUGAUGGUCACCGAAAAAAAAUACUUUAGUUCAAAUUUCAACAGCAAAGACUAAAACGUUUAAAAGCUUAAAUUAAAUACACUAUAACCGUUACUGCUAUUAUAUCUUAAACAUCUUUCACUGAGUUGGAGUUAAAAGCAUCUCUCUUUAAAGUACUGAAAGUUCGAGCAGUUUUUUUGUUUAAAUCCCUAUAAAUCUUUGCUACGAAUGUUUAUUUCACUGGAAUUCGUGUUAUUUCUCUGCGCCUCUGUUCUGGAUAAUCAUUUUGAAUUCGAAUUUCAGAAGUUUGAGUCUCAAUUGAAUUGAGAAUAAAAUAGAGUUAAGGUGAAGAAAAGUGUUAUUAAAGUGGCGAUACCAAUACAAAUACGUGCAGCAUAGGUUUGUAAGAUUGAGUUGUUGUUAAUGUUGUCGAAAUCAUAACUCCGCCUGCCUCCAGUGCUUUGAGUGUACAGUACGUUACAUCAGUCUUUCAGUGUAGUUAUCCUAACAUGUUGAUUUGAUUUAAUGAUCAAAAAAUACCAUCGUUUCGUUCACAA